Grosmannia clavigera kw1407 is the source of this 657-nucleotide messenger RNA. Its product is annotated as snf7 family protein. Gene Ontology annotation, biological process: late endosome to vacuole transport via multivesicular body sorting pathway; vesicle budding from membrane. The transcript has a single exon. NCBI's taxonomy places the organism in Eukaryota, Fungi, Ascomycota, Sordariomycetes, Ophiostomatales, Ophiostomataceae. Gene Ontology annotation, cellular component: multivesicular body. The record is from RefSeq and is a predicted model, not a curated record. The coding region runs from base 1 to 657 and encodes 218 amino acids.
AUGAACCGCCUCUUUGGCUCCGGCGGCAAGAAUGCCGCGCCCAAGCCGACGCUCGGCUCAGCCGUGACCAGCGUCAACGGGCGGAUCGAGUCGCUCGACGCCAAGCUCGCGACCAUCAACGCGGAGCUGGGCACGUACCAAGCCAAGCUGGCGCGCAUGCGCGACGGGCCCGGCAAGACGGCCCUCAAGCAGAAGGCGCUCAAGGUGCUGCAGCGGCGAAAGCAGUACGAGGCCCAGCGCGACCAGCUCGAGUCACAGGUCUGGAACAUGGAACAGGCCCAGACGAUGCAGGACAACCUCAAGAACGUGAUGACGACUGUCGACGCACUCAAGACGACCAACAAGGAGCUGCGUCGCCAGUACGGCAAGGUCGACCUCGACAAGAUCGAGCGCCUCCAAGACGAGAUGGCCGACCUGCUCGACGUCAGCAACGAGAUCCAGGAGUCGCUCUCCCGCAGCUACGAUAUCCCCGAGGACGUCGAUGAGGCCGAGCUCGACGCCGAGCUCGAGGCCCUCGGUCAGGACGCAGAGCUCGACGGCGCCCUCGGCCUCGGCCCCGGUGCCGUCGGCGUCCCCAGCUUUAUGCAGGACGAGGUCCCCGACUUCAUCGACGAACCGCCACAGACAGAAGGCAAGGUCAAGGAAGCUGCCGGCUAG